AGCGAGCAACACACUCACAAUAUCAAAUUACAAGUAAACGACACGGUGGCGGGGGACGACGCGAAGAUCGACGAGUAACAACACCACGGAAGAUGACGACAAAUUGACGCCGCAGUGCACGCUGCAAUCACGCGCGACCCGAUGCAGACGCGACGCGGACGUCAGCUUCGUACGAGUGUGCGAAUGAACGCGGCGUAUAAACUGUCCGGCUGGCACAGUGGCUCGUGCGAGUCUGCCGUCUACGACGCGACGCGGUCGGCGCGCGUCGAUCUCUCAAACGCCGCGCUGCGUCGCGCGCAACUUCGUGCAAGUUAGCCGACGAAUCAACGCUUUCUGUGGCCGCCAAUUUUCGCAGUCACCUUCUAACCGCGGAUGUUUCGCAGUCACCUUUGAUAGUUUUGAACAAAACCGAAAGAGAUUAUUAAUCACUGUUAUGAGUGCUGCAUCGAGAGAGAGAGAGAGAUAAAUCAACAGAAUCGAUGCAUUGUUCAAUAUAUCAAACGACGUGGAAGCUUGAAACUUCCGUAUGUACUAACCUAACCUCGAACUUCUGCGGACGUAAGCGAAAAGCAGCCAGGAGAUUAAUAACCCAAGGAUUAAGACUCGUUAUUUCCCUUCUUUCGAAAACUGCAGCGAUGCGCAAAGUAGCGUUGAAAUUAAAAAGAGUCAAUUAAAGAAUCCAUCGCAAGGUUAAACGAGAAAGAAGCAGUCUACGAUUAAAGGCCUGAAAGUUUCCUAUUUUCCACCGGGAAACUCGGCGGCGGAAGCAAACCGAGCGCCACCCCUGUCUAUUGAUCGGUCACCGGUUCCGCUCAACAUGGCGCCGGGGGUGGCGUACGCGCUCAGCCUGGUUCUCGUCGUCAGCCACCUCCAGGAAGGGCCCGGAUCCCUCGCGAAGACCUUCACAUUUCCCGAGUAUCCGUACAAGGAGACCACCAAGAAUGAGCUUCUCUUUAGACAAUUCGAGCAGGCUUGCGAGGAGAGCGGCGCUUGCAAAAUGCUGUCACAACACAGCGGCGUUGCGAAAACACGAUGCAUCCGAGAAUGCGUGUCGCCGUCCUGCUACAAGGAGAUCUACUUAUUCGAUCAGUUGGAGGAGGGUGAGAUUGACGUGAGAUUAAAUUCCUUCAAGGGUUGCUUCAUGCAGCGAAACGGUCGACCGCGGAAAUAAAAAGGACGGAGAGAUA
This is a messenger RNA of Linepithema humile (Argentine ant), 1187 nucleotides long. NCBI's taxonomy places the organism in Eukaryota, Metazoa, Arthropoda, Insecta, Hymenoptera, Formicidae. The record is from RefSeq and is a predicted model, not a curated record.